Messenger RNA from Platichthys flesus (European flounder), 921 nucleotides. RefSeq names its product regulator of G protein signaling 1 (gene rgs1). NCBI's taxonomy places the organism in Eukaryota, Metazoa, Chordata, Actinopteri, Pleuronectiformes, Pleuronectidae. The record is from RefSeq and is a predicted model, not a curated record. Bases 36 to 497 code for a protein of 153 amino acids. The transcript has 4 exons.
AUCAUUGGGCCUUUACCUUUUUUCAGACAGCAGCCAUGUGGAAACUACCAAGGAGUUUUUCGGUCACUGGUAGAUUGUGCUGCUUUCCCAAGGAUCCGCUGGAGGAUGUUGAGACCUGGAGUGAGUCCGUGGACAAAGUCCUCAGUUGUAAAGCCGGACAGAUAGCUUUGCGUGAGUUCCUGAAGUCGGAGUACAGCGAGGAGAACAUACUGUUUUGGAUCGCCUGUGAGGAGUACAAGAAAAUCAAGAACGUCCCAGAGAUGAUCUCGUCUGCAAACAGGAUCUACUCAGAGUUUGUCCAAACAGAAGCCCCCCGACAGAUCAACAUCGAUUGCAGUACCAGAGAAAACAUAACCAAGAACAUCUCCAAGCCGACCCUGAAUUCCUUCGACACGGCGCAGAAGCUCAUCUACAGCCUGAUGGCCAGGGAUUGUUACCCCCGGUUCCUAAAAUCGGAUCUUUAUCAAGGACUCCUGAGGAGGGCUGAUUCAAGGUGACUGUUUUCACAAAAGAAUAUGACGGCCUGACAGCGACAAUCAUCUCGACUCUGAUCUGCUGCGGCGCUCUUUCAUUUCAGUGUGGAUAACGGGUUUAUGCCAUACAAUCCAGACCCUAAUGUGUAGCAGAGCUAUCUUUCCCCUUACCUGUGUGAUUCAGUAGACAGUUAAAGCUCAAGAGACUCUGAGGCUUGUAUUAUACUUUAUCUCUCUAAUUAUGUUAAGGUUAAAAAACAAUCUUUAAAGAUGUCGAGCACAUAAUUCUUCUCUGAUUAUCUGUUUUCUCUCCGUGAAGUUAGAAAUGAAAAAGAAUUCCUUUAUUGUAAAGUAUUAUCAACGCUUUAUCUAAUUGAUUAUGCAAAUCUACUUUAUCAUAUUCUCUGAUUGAGUGUGCUGUAGAAAUUCUGCCUCAGUUGCCUGUUCU